Molecule: messenger RNA, 2549 nt
Organism: Schizosaccharomyces octosporus yFS286
Lineage: Eukaryota; Fungi; Ascomycota; Schizosaccharomycetes; Schizosaccharomycetales; Schizosaccharomycetaceae
Product: DNA polymerase epsilon catalytic subunit B
Exons: 4
Coding region: 597-2372 (591 amino acids)
Biological process (GO): error-prone translesion synthesis; DNA-templated DNA replication
Cellular component (GO): epsilon DNA polymerase complex
Molecular function (GO): DNA binding
Source: RefSeq, a predicted model, not a curated record
AUCAAUUUUUUGGAUUCGCAGUUCUGUUUUACUUCUUGGAAUCAAUGUUUGUAAGUCUAGUCAUUCUUUUAAUAAUUAAUUACGAUAGAAACUCAAUACAAUUGUUACUAUGAAAAUACUUGUUUGUAUGGUACUCGAUCUUGUCCAUAGCUCAAAAGUGAUCAACUAUAUGGAGACAACAUAACUCCUUUCUUUGAAUAUAAAAUAAAUAUAUUCAGAGCUUUUAUUUAAGACGUGAAAAAACUCAUAAAAGCUAGAACUUAACAUUCAGUAUUUUAGACUCCCUAUUUUCGUUUACAAUAUACGAUGCAGUCUGUAAAUGUACUGGACAAAACUUCGAAAAAAGCCUUCAUAUUUAUGAAAGCCAACUUAUUGAAGGUUAUAAAAACUUCUUUUUUACCCCUAUAAGUUUUGAAUUUAUCCCAUAGUAUUCAUCUGCAGGUUGCAGUCGUGAAUUGUAUACUUAGUACUUUUUUCGGUAGGCUAGUCUUUUCGUUUUUGCAUGAAGCCAUAACGCUCUUUUUACUGUAUCAGUUGUUUCGUUUACCUUGAUUGAAUAUUAAAAUAUAAAAAUUGAAGAUACCGGUUUCGCGUUUAUGGAGGCAGUUAAUAAGGAAAAUAAAGAAAAUGUGUAUGGAUCAAACUUGGUGAAUCCUACUGCGCUACGACCAGUUGCUUUUCAUGUGUUUACCAGGAAAUAUGAUCUAAAUAUAAAUCGAGAUUCAUUGCAAGAAUUAGCUGCUUAUGUAUCCAAAAGAUGUGGCUCACAUUGGCGAAGUCAGUGUGAACCACUUUUAGACGAAAUUGCCAAGACUUGGAAACGCACGCAUGAUUCGGAGCCAAUUGUCACGAAACCUCUCUUAUCCUCCUUGUUAACCAACUUAACCGUUCCUCAUGAAGCACGUACCUCUUCGUUUUCCCGGACACCGACGAUUGACUCAACCAAUUCUCUCUUAAGGUCUAGCAGUACCCAAGUGCGGGAUACACUUCGCGAAGAUGAUUAUUUCCGAGUCAUUGACUCAUUUCAACUUCCAAAGAGAAUUUAUGACCCUAACAGAAAGAUCUUUAUUUCAUCGAAAACAACUCCGAGUUUACUGGCCCCGGCUUCCGCUUCUGUUGAUAUGCUUCAUCGUAGGUUUCACGUAAUAUAUAGCCGGAUUCUUAGAAAUGAAAACUUUCAAAACCCUUCUUUUAGUGGAUCCUUUUCCCAAACGAAUUCACACCAAAUCACGCCAAUUAGAAAUCUUUUAGGAAGAUCUGGUGAUGAUUUCUUGCUUUUCGGACUUCUGUCGCUUGCGCCUGAUGGAAAACUUUGGUUAGAGGAUUUGGACAGUCAAGUACAGCUUGAUAUAUCAAAAGCUACUUUUGGGUUUGGACAUUUUUGCGCCGGUUGCUUUGUUCUGGUUAACGGACACUUUAUGGACUCUGGUGUUUUCUUGGUUACGGAAGUUGGCCAUCCACCUAUAGAAAGGAGAGAAGCUUCUUUAAAAGCGCUAUCGCAGGUAGAUUCUUUCGGAUCCCAGUUAGACGCUAAUCAAAUCACUUUACUCCGUCAUGCUGAACAAGCUUAUAAAGCCCCGUUUGUUUUCCUAAGCGAAGUCCAUCUAGACGAUACCCGAUGUCUACAAGCGUUAGAAAAAGUUUUUCAGAAAUACGAAUACGCCGAAUUACUACCGGCCUGUAUUGUUCUAUGCGGCAGUUUUACGUCUACCGCGUUUCACAACUCUGGUAGUUCCUUAGAUUACAAAGAAGGAUUCAACAAACUAGCUCUUAUAUUUGCUAAAUUCACGAAUAUCUCAAAAAAUUGCAAAAUUAUAUUCGUUCCUGGACCUAAUGACCCUUGGACCACUUACGGUCUUUCGUUGAUGCCGAAGCGUGCAAUUCCUCUUCACUUUGUUAAUCGUAUCCAAAGAAUAUGCAAAAAUGCUAUAUUCUCAUCUAAUCCUUGUAGAAUAUCUUUCUUUUCUCAGGAGAUUGUAAUCUAUCGUGAGGACAUUACCGGAAGAUUCCAAAGACACGACCUUAAAGCUUGUAAUGAUUCAUCUCAAAGCGCUCAAUCUGACACGCUUCCCCUUGAGGAGCAACAAUUGUAUCAAAACAGAAAGCUCGUGAAGACUAUCCUAGAUCAGUCGCAUUUGUCUCCGUUCCACCCUAGAACCAGACCUGUCCUUUGGGAUUUUGAUUACACCUUAAGUACUUUCCCUUUACCUAAUUGUUUGGCAAUUGUGGAUUCCCAAGUUCCGGCUUUCAAUGUUCACUACGGAGGCUGUUUAACACUGAAUCCAGGAUCAUUAAUACUUGGUUUACAUUACAAUUGGCAAGAACUCCAUCCAGUCACCAAACAGGUUGUUUCGUUUCAGGAACGUCUUUAAGUAUUAUGGGCUGUAGAGAUUCUACAUCAAAAAGCCACUGUAUUUAUUAAUGUAAAAUCUAUGGGGUAUAUAAAACGACUACAUGGCAGAAGCAAGAGUUAAUAGAAUAAUAUUAGGAAGGGUGUAUAAUAUAUUAUCUAAUUUACAUUCAUGAAUGAAUAUGUUUCUAAGUAAAAG